GUCACGUUGUUUCGCGUCCAGUCAGACGUGUCAAGGCAGCCGCGGAAGUGUCGGCUUUCUGCUCAACAUGGCUUCAAGCGCGACGAGCUGAAGAAAACCCAGGGCUAUUUUCUAUUUCACCACUCCCGAGGCGUCAAACAAGGAAAGAGGCUUGGGAAAUACGUUCGAGAGCUGCCUAUAUUCAAGUCAUGGUGAGAAGACGCUGACCGUAUCGCUCAGGUCUGAUGCCAUCGCUCUCCAUUCCGCCUGCUAUGGACGGGCACAUCUUUUCACAUUCGGACGGACCUCAGCUGGAUGCCGGGGGGUUCAUCCUCGCACCCCCUAUGAGCCAUGUGUUUGCCAGCAACCCUUGGAGCUUCCCCCAUCAGACCUACAGCUUGCCCUGUCCCAUGCAAUCUGACAACCAGCAGCAGUUUGUCGGCGGCCCGUCAGACAUGCACACGGAUCUGCUUCCCAACGACUAUGACUUCCCGAGUCUGAACCUCGCUCAGAAUGAAGACCUUUCUCUGGACCUCCAUUGUCUGGAUGAUCUGCCGAUCUUCUCUCCUCCGACCGACUCCUUAACCGAAUACACCGCUAAUAACUUAAUCAAUACUGACAUGCCUCCGAACGUGCCCACGAUAUGGGACAUCAAGACACCAGCAUCAGUCCAAGAGUUGAAUUCGAACAGGUUUCAAGGAUUAAACUCGUUAGAUGACAUCACUGCCAUCAUUAAUACCCCCCCUAUAGGAGGUUAUCAGAGACCCCAAACACAGCCAGAAGAGGAAGAGGAAGUUGAGGUGGAGGAGGCAGAGGAGCUAGGUCAUGUCGACACCUAUGCAGACUACAAGCCCUCUAAAUCCAAGAUAGGAAUAUCCCAUCCAGACAGAGUGGUGGAGACCAACACUUUGUCCAGCGUGCCUCCUCCAGAUAUCACCUACACCCUGUCCAUCCCAGAGACCACCAUAAACAGCGGCCAGCUCUCUGCCUUGCAGCUGGAGGCCAUUAUCUACGCCUGCCAGCAACAUGAAGUAAUUCUGCAGAACAACCAGCGGGCCGGCUUCCUCAUCGGGGACGGAGCCGGAGUGGGCAAAGGCCGCACAGUGGCUGGCAUCAUCCUAGAAAACUUCUUAAAGGGAAGGAAGAAAGCACUAUGGUUCAGCGUCUCCAAUGACCUGAAAUAUGACGCAGAGAGAGAUCUCCAAGACAUCGGUGCACCCAAUAUACAAGUGCAUGCCUUGAAUAAGAUAAAGUACGGAGACACAGCUACCUCAGAAGGGGUCCUGUUUGCGACCUACUCAGCACUAAUCGGGGAGAGUCAGGCCGGCGGCCAACUCCGAACGCGUCUGAAGCAGAUCUUAGACUGGUGUGAGCCGGGUUUUGAUGGAGUUAUUAUAUUUGAUGAAUGCCACAAAGCCAAAAAUGCUACAUCCACAAAGAUGGGCAAAGCCGUGCUGGAUCUGCAGAACAAGUUGCCGUCAGCCAGAGUGGUAUAUGCCAGUGCCACAGGUGCCUCGGAGCCAAAGAACAUGAUCUACAUGAGCCGUCUGGGGAUCUGGGGAGAGGGAACGCCCUUCAGGACCUUUGAAGACUUCCUCCACACUAUUGAGAAGAGGGGCGUGGGGGCCAUGGAGAUUGUUGCCAUGGAUAUGAAGGUCAGCGGGAUGUACAUCGCACGCCAACUCAGCUUCUCAGGAGUCUCAUUUCGCAUCGAAGAGAUCAGCCUGGACGAUGAUUUUAAACUUGUGUACAACAAAGCUGCUAAACUUUGGGCGGAAGCUUUGGCUGAGUUCAUGCAGGCCGCUGACGAACUCUGCAUGAGUUCCAGGAAGUCCCUGUGGGGUCAGUUUUGGUCAUCCCACCAGCGUUUUUUUAAAUACCUCUGCAUCGCCGCCAAGGUUCGGUGCCUGGUGGAACUGGCCAAAAAGGAGCUAGAAGCAGGGAAGUGUGUCGUGAUAGGACUACAGUCAACAGGUGAGGCUCGAACCAGAGAAGUCCUUGACGAAAACGACGGACACUUGGACAGAUUUGUCUCUGCUGCCGAGGGUGUGUUUCAGUCGCUGGUCCUUAAACACUUUCCGUCAGAGAAGCAGAGGAGAGAAAAGGGGGCAGGGAACAAGAGGAAACGUAAGCCAAGGGGACGACAGCCAAAGCAACCCCGACACGGCACUGACAUAGGGGGAGUGAUCAACAUCAGCGACGACAGCAGCACAGAGUCUGACGUCUUGGACAGCGACUCCAACUCCUCGCCAGACUCGGUCCAAGACAACAACGACGAUGUGAUCUUCGUCGACCAAACCAGCUACCAAAUGGCACGGUUAGAGGAGAAGAAACAAGGGCUUCUCAACAAGAUCGCUGAGCUGGGAAAAGAACUACCUCUUAACACACUGGAUGAGCUCAUUGAUAAAUUUGGAGGUCCAGAACAAGUAUCAGAGAUGACAGGGCGUAAAGGCCGAGUGGUGCGUCGACCGGACGGCAGCGUCCGUUACGAAUCCCGCGCUGAGCAGAGCCACACCAUCGACCAAAUCAACAUCAAAGAGAAAGAUCGCUUCAUGAAUGGAGAGAAGUUGGUAGCCAUCAUAUCAGAAGCGGCCAGUUCUGGGAUCUCGCUUCAGGCCGACAGAAGGGUGAAGAAUCAGCGUCGCAGGGUUCACAUGACCCUGGAGCUGCCUUGGAGUGCAGACAGGGCCAUUCAGCAGUUUGGUCGCACUCAUCGUUCCAAUCAGGUCACGGCACCGGAGUACAUCUUCCUGAUCUCCGAACUGGCAGGCGAGCGACGAUUUGCAUCCAUCGUUGCAAAGAGGCUGGAGAGUCUGGGAGCUCUGACUCAUGGUGACAGGAGGGCCACAGAGUCUAGAGACCUUAGCAAAUACAACUUUGAAAAUAAAUAUGGCACCAAAGCUCUAGAUAAGAUAACCAAAGCCAUCCUAGGUCAGAUCGAAAGCAAGGUACCCCCUCCAAAGAACUAUCCUGGCGGUGAUGCCAUGUUCUUCACAGACAUGAAGCACGGUAUGAUGGAUGUGGGAAUGCUAUGCAGUCAGUCACGCUUGGGCAUCAACACUGAAAAAGACUGCAAUAUCACAAAGUUUCUCAACCGGAUACUGGGCCUGGAGGUGCACAAACAGAACUCUCUCUUCCAGUACUUCACAGACAAUUUUGACUACUUGAUCGAAAAGGACAAGAAAGAAGGCAAAUACGAUAUGGGAAUACUUGAUCUGGCACCAGGCAAUGAUCAGAUUUAUGAAGAAACACAGGAGAAGUUUCUAACUGCAGGAAAUCCUCAAGAUGGUCAAGUUAUCCUUUAUAAGAUAAGUGUAGAUAGAGGUAUGCCAUGGUUGGAAGCUCUCCAGAAGGCCCAAACUCUCACCACCCCGGAAGAAGGCUUCUAUUUAUCCCAUAAAUUGAGAGGUAACUAUCCAUGCGUGCUGCUAGCCAUGCAAGGCCAGGAGCGCAACAUGAUCAUCUACAAACCAAACAUCGGCAAGCAGGCCCAAGCGGAAAGCCUUGAGAAUCUCCAGCAUAAAUACCGCAAGGUCACUCCGGAGGAGGCGCAGGAUAGCUGGGAAAACCAGUUCACGUUCUCCUUCAGGAAAUGCAGCCAUGCCAACUGGAAUGGGAGAUGCAAAAAGGUAGAGGAGGGUCAUGAGUGCUUAAUGGGGACUCGAUUGCGUCAGUAUCACAUGUUGUGUGGCGCUUUGCUCCGUGUUUGGAAGCGUGUGUCCGAUGUGGUUGCUGACAUCACCAGCUCCAGCAUUCUCCAGAUUGUCCGCCUCAAGACCCAGGACAGCAGCAAACAAGUUGGUAUUAAGAUCCCAGAGAACUGCGUGUCAAAGGUGUGUCAGGAGUUGGCGAGGAUGGAUGCAGAGGUGAAGCAGCGACGUCGAGAGAAGGAGCAGCAAGUUCUGGAGCUGCGGCAGGCUAAAGAGCAGCAGAGGCUGCUGGCACAGCGUCAGCUCCAAGAGUUUUACACCCCGUCUUUGUUCACCGCUUUGCCGACUCCCAACAUGGCCGGCUUGCACACCCCAUACAUUUCCUUCCCCUCGUUCCCUUCCAUUAAAACGCCUUUGGAAGAAAUCCUGGACUUGUCAGUUCCCAAUUCCUCGUCCUCCUCCCAAGCUGACCUGGGUGUGGAGAACCUCUCCAGGCAACCCGAGCCUGCGGUGGACGAAUUCAGCCUCGAAGAGUUUAUUCAAGAGCAGCCGCAGCAGGAGAGCCAGGCCAUGCAGGAAAGCAAUUCAGUUCAGGACAGUGAACUAUUAGACAUGUUACUGUCCUUGAACUCAUUCAUACCAACCCCUAGUCAAACUGUGCCAGCCUCUUCCUCCUCAGAUACACCUUCAACGGUACCCAUGGUCUUCUCAAAUUCCUUCUCUACGUCCUUGUCCAACUUCACUCCCUCGCUCACACCAUCUUCCUCGUCGCACUUAUCUCUCCCCCCGACGGACCAGCAGAUGCUCCCAUUGCCCAACAACCACUGCAGCUCUGAAGCCAUCAUAAACGCACGAGAGGUGUUGAACAGCAUGCUGCAAGGUGGAACAGAACCACGCCAGUCCGUCAUCAAGUACCAACAACCUGAGUGAGACCUCUAGAGUCGCACUCCUGUAAACGCGCACACACUCAGGGCUGUAGUUUGACCACUGCCGGCGUCCUUCUCCGCCAUCGGCCUCUGUUCCACAAGUAUGAAAUUCUGCUUUAGGAGACGGGGUGAAGUUUGGUGUUCAAAAUCCUGAAUUUGAUACACUGGGGCUUCAAAGAGUAUUGCUUUACCAAAAAUAUUUCAAGCGCAGGUCUUGGGUUUUGUUUCGAUUACCACAUCGUAGAAUACACUUUGCUCAAGGUGGAGCAUGCAGGAGUGAAAAGACACUUGAGGUACCAUUUUGGUUCCUUAUUGGAGAAACCCUCCAAGGAAGCUCCAGGUGCCUCAAAUGUUCUUUGAGAUCUUAAAUAUAUAUUUAAAAUGCCUUU
Messenger RNA from Puntigrus tetrazona (Sumatra barb), 4944 nucleotides. It is a transcript of the gene sbno2b, whose product is annotated as protein strawberry notch homolog 2. The coding region runs from base 225 to 4559 and encodes 1444 amino acids. Gene Ontology annotation, molecular function: chromatin DNA binding; histone binding. Gene Ontology annotation, cellular component: nucleus. The record is from RefSeq and is a predicted model, not a curated record. Gene Ontology annotation, biological process: regulation of DNA-templated transcription. The transcript is spliced from 31 exons. NCBI's taxonomy places the organism in Eukaryota, Metazoa, Chordata, Actinopteri, Cypriniformes, Cyprinidae.